AUGCCGCAGCAGCAUAAGCACAUUUUGAAGUCUGCUCAUGGCACCAUCAGCACGAUGUGAUGUAUUACCCAAGAUGACAGAAUACAACUUUAGGUAACUCUUAUCGUCCCAUUCGUCACUUUGAUACCCACAGAAUGGCUGCCCUCUCCUCGGGACCGUUCUCCACCGAUGCUUGGGUAUUGCCGGCUAUGACGGUGAUGGCACAUUGCCUGCACACACCGGGGCAGGUAAGGGGAGCUCUGCGAAGAAGCACGAUGGACCCACCGGCAUGUUUCUAUCAGUCAUGGGAAGCAAUAGAUCCUUGUUCAUCUUCAGUGAGCAGAACUUCAUCAGACGAUAUGCCAAGUGGUUGACAGAUUGGCCUCCAUUCGAGUAUCUAAUCCUUGCUACCAUCAUAGCAAAUUGUGUUGUCCUGGCUCUAGAAGUCCAUCUACCAAAGGAAGACAAGACGCCCAUGUAUAUGGAACUGGAGAAGACGGAGAUUUACUUCCUUGCCAUUUUUGGCCUGGAAGCAGCCAUCAAAAUCACGGCUCUAGGUCUGGUACUACACAAAAACUCCUAUCUCCGCAGUGGAUGGAACUUUAUGGAUUUUGUAGUCGUAGUUACUGGGUUUAUCACCUUCAUAGGGGAUUUGAUAGAGGAAGGAUCAGGCGACGGCAGUUCUGGGGCUCCAGACCUCCGCACCCUUCGAGCUAUAAGAGUGCUUCGACCCCUGAAAUUAGUAUCAGGCAUUCCAAGUUUGCAAGUCGUCCUCAAAGCUCUGCUGAAAGCCAUGGCUCCUCUCCUGCAAAUCGGCCUGCUGAUCUUGUUUGUCAUUGUCAUCUUCGCCAUCAUUGGGAUGGAGUUUUUCCAGGGAAAAUUCCACAAAACCUGCUUCGAAACGGAUGAAUUUGGUAACAACACAGGAGUCAUAUCCAUGGCAAAUGGGGAUCCCCAAGUGUGCGCAGAUACCAGUAACACUGCCGGUUACCACUGUCCUAAUAACACCAUUUGUUCUGAGUAUUGGGAAGGUCCCAACUUUGGCAUCACCAACUUUGACAACAUGCUCUUUGCAAUGCUGACGGUAUUCCAGUGUAUUACCCUGGAAGGCUGGACCAACAUCAUGUACUAUUGUAACAAUUCCGAAGGGCCGUAUUUUGUCUGGCUGUACUUCAUACCUCUCAUCGUCAUAGGUGCGUUCUUCAUGUUGAACCUCGUUCUUGGUGUCUUGAGUGGAGAGUUUGCAAAAGAAAGAGAGCGCGUAGAAAACAGACGAGAGUUUCUGAAACGCCGGCGGCAACAGCAACAAGAGGAGGAACUGGACGGUUACUUAGAAUGGAUAUGCAAAGCAGAAGAGGUCAUGUUGAAUGACAAUACGACCUCCAAGGAAGAAAAACCAAUAAUAGAAGUGAAGAUCAAGAAGCAGAAGAGAUGCCUCUGGCUUCGUCACCGAGAGAAGAAGUUACGAUUCUUUGUGCGUCACAUGGUCAAAACGCAGGCAUUUUAUUGGCUGGUCAUCGUGCUGGUGUUCCUCAACACUGUCUGUGUCGCUAUUGAGCAUUACGGGCAGCCAGAGUGGCUCACACAGUUUCUCACCCAUGCAGACUAUAUCUUCUUAGGAAUCUUCAUCAUAGAGAUGGCCAUCAAGAUGUAUGGCCUAAGCCUAUCGGGCUACUUCCGAUCUGCCUUCAACAAGUUUGACUGUCUGGUUAUCCUGGCUAGUUUGUUUGAGAUCAUCUAUACUAGGUUUCAGAGUGGUUCAUUUGGUUUCAGCGUCCUUCGAGCCCUGCGCCUUCUUAGAAUAUUCAAAGUAACAAGAUACUGGUCUUCGAUGCGCUACUUGAUCCUCUCCUUGGUGCAGAGUAUUCGCUCCAUUGUCAGUCUGGUGUUCUUGCUCUUCUUAUUCAUCGUCAUAUUUGCCUUGCUCGGCAUGCAGCUAUUUGGUGGCUCUUUUAACUAUGACCCUACCAGCCCCAAACCUUCCAACAAUUUUGACAUCUUUCCAAUCGCACUCAUGACGGUGUUUCAGAUCUUGUCAGGAGAGGAUUGGAACGUGGUGAUGUGGUAUGGGAUACAAUCUCAGGGAGGCGUGUCAAUGGGCAUGAUCUACAGUCUCUACUUCGUCAUUCUGACGUUAUUUGGCAACUACACCCUCUUGAAUAUCUUCCUUGCUAUCGCUGUGGAUAACGUGGCUAAUGCCCAAGAGAUGACCAAACUGGAUCAGGAGGAUGAAGAGGAGGCUCAAGCACUGAGAGAUGCCGAGCAGAGAGAACUACAGACUCAUCGUAACUCACUGCAGCCUGGACAGGAAGCGAUAGAGGGAAGUGCAGCCAUCAAUAUGAACGAUGCCAAAGGGAUAAAUGGAGACUACAAAGUUGAGAAUGGUGACCCAGAGAUCAUAGUGACUGUGGUGGACCCUCCUGGAUCCCGCUGGCGCCGCUGGUUUACCUAUCUGCAUGUGCAUGGUAUCCCAUGGCCGUGCCCCGCUGUGGGACCGGUGAAUUGUCCCGGUGUGGAUGCCGUCUGUAACUCCACCUGCUGGUCUGCUUGUCCCUGCUCACGACCCCCCUGCUGUGGUAGACGGGAGAACAAAGAUGAAGAAGCUCAAGACACUCAAGGAGACGAUGAGUUUGGACCCAAGGAGAUGGUUCCUUACAGUUCCCUCUUCAUCUUCAGUACCACCAACCCCAUGCGACGGUUCUGCCACUACAUUGUCAACCUUCGCUACUUUGACUUCCUCAUCAUGGUUGCCAUUGCUCUGAGUAGCAUCACACUAGCUAUGGAAGACCCCAUUCAUUCAGAGAGUACCUACAAUACGGUUCUGGAGUAUUUUGACUACAUCUUCACCACUAUCUUCGCCAUUGAGAUGAUACUCAAGAUCACCAAUAUGGGAUUGCUGUUCCAUAAAGGAUCUUACUGCCGAGAUGUCUGGAACAUUCUAGAUGCUGUUGUCGUCAUCUGUGCAGUGAUCGCUAUCAGUGUUGAGCUGUCGCAACGAAGUGGAGAUAACUCGAGUGCUAGCCAAAACCUGAACACCAUCAAAGCGCUCAGAGUGUUUCGAGUGCUACGACCCCUCAAAACUAUCAAGAGAGUUCCCAAACUCAAGGCCGUGUUUGACUGCGUGGUGAACUCCGUCAAGAACGUCACCAACAUUGCCAUCGUCUACGCUCUCUUCAUGUUCAUCUUUGCUGUGAUUGGUGUUCAGCUCUACAAGGGUCGUUUCUUCCACUGUACAGAUCCCUCCAAGCACACCGAGUUAGAGUGCAAGGGUAACUUUUUCGUCUACAGCGGUGACCUGAUUGCAGAAAUUCAGCCCAGACAGUGGGAGCUGUAUUCAUUCCAUUAUGAUAACGUCUUUUCAGCGUUACUCACUUUGUUCGUUGUCUCCACCGGAGAUGGAUGGCCUGAUGUCUUACAGCACUCCAUUGAUGCGACAGAAGAAGGCCGAGGCCCUGAGCCCUACAACAAUCUCUCCAUGGCUCUCUACUAUGUGGUCUACUUCAUCAUCUUCCCUUUCUUCUACCUGAACAUCUUUGUUGCGCUGAUCAUCAUCACCUUUCAGGAGCAAGGAGAACAAGAUGUCCAGAAUGGAGACAUUGACAAGAAUCAGAAACAAUGCAUGGAGUUCUGUAUUCAGGCCAAGCCCACAGACGGUUUUGUUCCUGUCGACAAGAACUCCAUCAAGUACAAAGUCUGGAAACUGGUGGUGUCUCGACCGUUUGAAUAUUUCAUCAUGCUUCUCAUUGCUCUGAAUACCAUCGCACUGAUGAUGAAGACCUAUAAAGCAACGGAUACCUACACAGACACUCUGAAGUACUUGAAUAUAGCAUUCACUGUUAUGUUCACCAUUGAGGCAAUCCUCAAGCUUAUCGGCUUUGGGCCGAGGAAUUACUUCCGGGUGUCUUGGAACGUAUUUGACUUCAUCACCGUGGUCGGAAGCAUCGCAGAUGCAAUCAUCUCAGAAGUUGGCGCUGAUACUUUCAUCAAUCUCAGUGUUUUGAGGCUGUUUCGCGCAGCUCGGUUGAUCAAACUUCUUCGUCAGGGGUCCUCCAUUCGAAUCCUUCUCUGGACAUUCGUUCAGUCUUUCAAGUCUCUACCGUGGGUCUGUCUGCUGACUUUCAUGCUGUUCUUCAUCUAUGCAAUCAUAGGCAUGCAGGUGUUUGGCAACAUAGACACUACCGAAGUUACCAGCGAGAUUAAUCGACAUAACAACUUCAGCAACUUUUUGAUGUCCCUGAUUUUACUCUUCAGGUGUGCAACAGGUGACAGUUGGCAGGGUAUCAUGUUCGCCUGUGUGCAGGGUAGUAAAUGUCAUCCAGAGAGUCUUCCUCCUGACGCACCCGAGGACAAGAUAAACGGAUGUGGCUCUGCCUUUUCCUAUGCCUACUUUGUCUCCUUCAUAUUCCUCUGCUCUUUCCUCAUGCUGAAUCUCUUCGUGGCCGUCAUCAUGGAUAACUUCGACUAUUUGACUCGCGACGCUUCGAUCCUGGGUGCGCAUCAUCUGGACGAGUAUGUGCGUGUCUGGGGAGAGUUGGAACCCUCGGGAACUGGUCGUCUGCAAUACAGAGACAUGUAUGAAAUGCUGCGGAAUAUGGAACCUCCAGUUGGGUUCGGUCGGAAUUGCCCCUACAGAAUCUCGUACAAGCGUCUGAUACGAAUGAACAUGCCCGUCGCUAAAGAUAAAACGGUGCAUUUUACCACCACUCUGAUGGCACUGAUACGCACAGCUCUAGACAUCAAGAUAGGAAAAGUUGCCGACAGAGAUCGUCAUGAUCGUGAGCUGAGGGAGGCUGUCAAGAACUUCUGGCCCAUGUUGAACACUGAAAAGCUAGAUUUGCUGGUCCCUCCAGACAGUGAGGUAAUCGGAGAGAAACUGACCGUUGGUAAGAUUUACUCCGCCCUACUGAUCUAUGAGACGUGGAGAGAAUACAAGGCGAAGCUACAGAGAGACGGUCACGCUAGAACGCUUCGAUACCAGAAGCGAAUGGAGUACCUUCGGAAAUUCCGAGGCAGUGGCGAAGUGUUAACCUUACAGGUCCCUACUGCGGAUGGUAAACAUCUUAGACAGAGAGUUCACGAGGAAACCUGUGUGUAACGUCAGGUGAAGGCUUGGUCAACCAUCUUGCCUCUUCUUCCACCCAACCUGCAUGCUCCCUCUGAUGGCCUGAUCAAUAAAGAGUUGUCUCAAACUCCCUUGCAAUUCCGUUGUCUUUUCAACAUCUGCAAAUAUUGAAAAGUGUUUUAAAACGCUCAAUUUGCAGUCAAUUGCAAAUUAUUUUAGUUUUUUUUUUUUUGGCAAAUGGUGAUUAUAUUAGUUUUUAAAUACAGAUUACAAAGUGUUUCUAAGGCUGUUUAUUCUUUGUUACACAUUGAAUAAGACAUCCAUAUUGCCAUAUUGAUGCGUUGCUAUAUAGAUUUCUAUGGAAACCAUGAAGAUACCUGGAACCUGCCGUUAUGACAGUUAAUAACCUGCUUGGCCUUUGCAAGUUUAUUUUGAGAAAGAUAUGCACAAUCAAAUUUCGUUUCCUAAUUCCUAGUUCCAAUUUCCCAUCCCGCAAUGAAACACCUCCUUAUCCUCCAUUGUAUCUCCAUCCAUUCUCCAGCCAUGUCCCUCCUCAUCAUUGGUCCAACCUACCUUAGCGUAGGUCCUCCCUUCUGUGGCCUCCUUCCCUUCCAUGCAUGGCCCCACCCUUCCUUAGCCAAUCCUGGUUCCACCCAUUUCUGGCCCACUCUUCCUUUGACCCACAGUGACUUGGCCAAACCCAUCCCGGUCCACCUAUUCACCAGCCCAUCUUUCCCUAUCCCAACCCAACCCUUCCUCCACCCCUCCCUCACCAUUUAACCCUUCCCCACCCUUCUGUGGCCUUGCCCUUCCAUAGCACCACCCUACCUUAGCCCCAUAGUUGAUCCCCCCAUUCCAUCCCCACCCAUGUGUAGCCCGGUCAAUUUUCUUUGCUACACUCCACUCUUCCUUGGCCGAAUUGAUCUCUUUGUCAUCUAAUUGGCAGAAUUGAUCUCCUGUCAUGCUAUCCUUGUAAUCUUUCUACUGCAGUCAUUUCCCCUUUACCUCAGCAGGAUCAAUCCUCGAUUAUUGUGACUUGCCUGAGUUUCGUGUUUGUUCACCAAAACACUUAGCAAACAAUGAGUUCUUCUUAUGAUUGAUGAAUUCUUCUUAUGGUGGAUUUAAUCGUAAGCUGACAUGGAAACAUUUGUUUUUUCUCAAGGCAUCAAGCAUAACAAUUUCCAAUUUGCCGUGAUACGCAUAGCAGUCGGAAGCUGGAAUAGUCAUAUGAUUUGCAGGAACUCACUUCAUUGGUGGAUGAGCUGAGAUUUGAAUAUAUGUAUUCAAAUUUGAUGGUUUGUGGUUAUGGUUUAGGUUCAUCUUAAAGUCUUGUUCUCCGAACAGGUUUGGGUUGGUUUUUCCAAGGUUACCUCAAUACCAUUUUCCUUUUUUUGCAGGGCAUCACAUGUCGGUGACCUUUGACCCUUUCAAUGGUACCAUGGUUACCCACUGAUUUCAGAUUAUUUGUAGUGGUGAUUGGAGGGGAAUUAGUAUGAACACAAACAUUGGAAUGAUUCUGAAGUCGAUGAAGUUAUGAAAUCGGUUGCACAAGUUUUUUUUACACAUGUAUAUUUUCCAUGGAGAGGUGUAUAAAGUCAUAAUUUUAUGUUUUGUAUCCAAAUCGAUUAUUAUUGUAUUAUAAGACGGAUAUUGCUUGAUGGCAAUCCUAAAAAGAAAAAAAAUUGUUUUAUUUGUUCAUAACUAUCCAACUCUUUUGUUGCUUUUUAGUUUUAGUUUUAUUCUUUUCAUAAUGCAAUGUUUGAUGAUAAUGCUAACUAUGAGUCAUGGAAAUCAUCGUGAAAUAUGUGUAUUAUAUCGGGUGUAUUAUGCAAUGUCUUUCAGUUUGCAGGGGCGGAUCCGGGAAUUUUCGCGGGGGGGGGGGUUCAUCGGCCAAAAAAUAUCUGAAAUGCAGACAGGGUUUUUU
Molecule: messenger RNA, 6965 nt
Organism: Patiria miniata (bat star)
Lineage: Eukaryota; Metazoa; Echinodermata; Asteroidea; Valvatida; Asterinidae
Product: voltage-dependent calcium channel type A subunit alpha-1-like
Exons: 39
Coding region: 269-5074 (1601 amino acids)
Biological process (GO): chemical synaptic transmission; calcium ion import across plasma membrane
Cellular component (GO): membrane; voltage-gated calcium channel complex
Molecular function (GO): high voltage-gated calcium channel activity
Source: RefSeq, a predicted model, not a curated record